This is a messenger RNA of Panicum virgatum (switchgrass), 815 nucleotides long. RefSeq lists its product as uncharacterized. The transcript has 5 exons. NCBI's taxonomy places the organism in Eukaryota, Viridiplantae, Streptophyta, Magnoliopsida, Poales, Poaceae. The record is from RefSeq and is a predicted model, not a curated record. Bases 1 to 519 code for a protein of 172 amino acids. Gene Ontology annotation, biological process: mitochondrial electron transport, ubiquinol to cytochrome c.
AUGAUGCUGGAGGAACAGGGGAAUUCGUUUACUGGUGGCUGCUGCAGCUCUUUGUUGGGCCAAAAUGAGACCCAGGUCAGCGGCCCAACAUUAAGCCCAAAGAGGAACGGCGGCGUCGUCAACCUCGUGGUCUCCUCUCUGGCUCUCUCUCCACCCGCUUCCCCCAAACAAAUUUCCCACUGCCAUCCCAACCCGAUUCAAUCCCCCCAAGCACUCUCCUCGGAUCAGAUCCCCUCCAUUGGAUUGGAUCUCCUCUUCUCCUUCCUGUCGGAGCAAGGCCAGGUGGUCCGGCUCUCUCUAUCAGUCGCCAUGGACGAUGAGGAACUUGUUGAUCAAAAGAAGUAUCUUGAGGAACGAUGCAAGCCACAGUGUGUAAAAUCACUUUAUGAGUAUGAUAAAUGUGUCAAGAGAGUCGAGAAUGAUGAUACUGGACACAAACACUGCACCGGGCAGUAUUUUGAUUACUGGUCAUGCAUCGACAAAUGUGUAGCACCAAAGCUGUUUAAGAAGCUAAAGUGAUGUCUGUGGUGGUGCUUUUGGCAAGUGACUCAGAUGAUGCAUGAUGCUACUUUCGGCGAGCGACUUAUCCAUUUGCGUUAACCUUGGCGCCUUUGGAACUUGGCUGAGCUCCCGAACUGUUAUGUUUGUGCCUUGAUUCUGUGAACUUGUAAUAAACCAACAAUUUUCCUUCCCAAGCAUGUGUGUUCCUUUGGACUUAGCAUGGAUAAGUUGAUGUUUGCUGAAUCUAAUGUCAUUGCCCCAGUGCCAUUCCAUUGAACUGAGCAUGGAUAUAAGUUGAUGUUCGGUGAAUCUGA